AUUGGACUUGGAUUCUAUUUCACGGCUGAUUCUAUUAUCAUCUUUUCAUUUUCUUUAAGAGGAGGUUGAAUCAAUUGCAUGUAUAUAUUGAUAUCACAGAGACGGAUUUGGAAAACCCAAACAGCCCCGUCAUCCGAUCUCUAAAUAUACCUCCUCUGCCUACCUAAGAGAACAACAUAUUGUAACCCAUGGGUAGUCUCAGCUCGUCUUUUCUUCCUUGAUUUCCAAUCCAUAAUCCCCGCCAUCAUGUUCGGCGUCAUCGUAUCUGGCCGCCCCGUCCUCACCGAAGGCCAAACCAUCUCCCCCACCCAAUCCGCCUUCUCCCUCCCUGCCACCCCCCGCUUCAACCAUCUCGUCGUCUUCCUCCACCCCGGCGCCGCCUUCCCCCCGGACGCCGCCGCCGCCGUCUACAUCCGCCUCACCCCCACCUCCGACUUCCGCCUCCUCGGCGCCAUCGCCGCUGACAAGCCGUCUGCCGUCUUCAAAAUCAACGGCAACGACUCGAGCCCCACCGGCGGCGGCGCUGGCGCCUCCGCCGACGUCGACGCCAUGGUCGACGACGCAAGCGGACCCACCCCGACCCCCGGUGCCAACGAUGUCGUGAUGCUCGGCAUCUCCGUCGAGCCGGCCGCGCAGGUAGCGGCGGCGUUGGCGGCGCAGAAGGCGGGGACGGCAGGCGGGUCCGCGGGACAGCAGAUGGCGGUGUAUCGGCCGCCGCCAGCGCGGGUGGCGACGAAGGUGCUGGCGCAGCGGAUCGUGACGAACUUGUUUAAUUUUCUGGCAAGCUUCACGAGCGGAGGGGCCGGGGGGCAGGAGGUGGUGCCGUUGAAGAGCGUGCAGGAUUGGUGGGGGAAGUUUGAGCGGCGGAUUGAGCAGGAUCCCGGAUUUUUGGAGCGGGAGGAGGGGAAUUGAGGAGGGUUUUGUUCAUGGGCAGCGACCGUUGAUGGUUGGGCUUUUCUCGUUGCCAGGUGCCCAUCCUUCGACUGGAAUUCUAAAAAUUUGGAAUCCAAUGCCGGAGACCACGAUCUCAACCACGCCGUUGUAGCGGAUGAUGUUCAGACCCGAUAUAUCAGCGACGGCACACGGUCUGCUCCCCAGACUGUUGACUAUGAUGGAGUCUGGACCACGGCAGGGCAGUCCCACCGAAACCCUCCACAGGCGGAUUUUCUGGUCAUUACCCGCCGUGACGGCAAGAAUCCUCCAAACAUCCCCUCUAGCUGCAGCACUGAUGAUCGCUGAGCCGGUCACUGCAGCGGUAUGGGCACUUUGGACAACCACCGAAGAAACAAUCAG
This is a messenger RNA of Eremomyces bilateralis CBS 781.70, 1293 nucleotides long. Its product is annotated as DUF775-domain-containing protein. The transcript has a single exon. NCBI's taxonomy places the organism in Eukaryota, Fungi, Ascomycota, Dothideomycetes, Eremomycetales, Eremomycetaceae. Gene Ontology annotation, cellular component: cytosol; nucleus. Gene Ontology annotation, molecular function: nuclear import signal receptor activity. The coding region runs from base 247 to 912 and encodes 221 amino acids. Gene Ontology annotation, biological process: protein import into nucleus. The record is from RefSeq and is a predicted model, not a curated record.